CCGCACAAUUAACUCAACCGCAAUCGCAAUCACAACAACAAUUUCCUGUAGUAGGAACUGGAUUACUAUUAUAUUCUAAACUCAGAAAGAAAGCUAAAUUUGCAAAAGUAAAUACCCUGAAUCAAUUAGGACAAUCAGGAUCUGAAGACGGAUAUUCUACUUGGAAUUAA
Dentiscutata heterogama is the source of this 170-nucleotide messenger RNA. NCBI's taxonomy places the organism in Eukaryota, Fungi, Glomeromycota, Glomeromycetes, Diversisporales, Gigasporaceae. The record is from the annotation of a GenBank genome assembly.